Molecule: messenger RNA, 944 nt
Organism: Halteromyces radiatus
Lineage: Eukaryota; Fungi; Mucoromycota; Mucoromycetes; Mucorales; Cunninghamellaceae
Product: SRR1-domain-containing protein
Exons: 4
Coding region: 56-877 (273 amino acids)
Biological process (GO): microtubule-based process
Cellular component (GO): cytoplasm; nucleus
Source: RefSeq, a predicted model, not a curated record
UUUUUUUUCGUUUGAAUUCCAAUGAAUCAAAUAUUAUAGAUCAAAUUCUUUGGACAUGCCAUCAAGUACAGAUCAUGAUAAAGAGGACGAUGAUUUUAUUAAAGUAGAACCUAAAUUCAAAUACAAAACAAUAACGACAUCCAAAAAUAAAAAGAAACGCAAGAAUAAGAAAAAUAUUCGAUAUGAAGAUGCUAGUGAAUGGACCAUCAACGAUAUGAUCAAACAGUUAGAAACCUAUAGAGAAAAAUUAACAAGUACCAAGUUUUAUGAAGCACUCAAACCACUGAUCUCUGAAUGUUUAGAACCAAGACAAUGUCAAGAUAUUGUAUGUUAUGGAGUAGGCUCGAUGCAAGACUCUAUUGCUGCUAGAUACCAAUUUAUUCUCAUUUUAUUGAUUAGAGAUAUUAUCAAGAUCAAAGGUACCAUAUCUAUAUUUGAUCCAGUGAUGACGACUUUAGAUAAAGAAGCUUGUGAACAUUUCAAUGUGAUUGUAAUCAAAGAAGAUGAAGGUUGUAAAAGAACAGUGACGACAUCUACAUUAUUUUAUAUGCCACAUUGUACUCGUAUUCAUUAUAGUAAUACCAUCAGUGCUAAUUGGACAAGAGAAUUAUUACAAAAUGUGACGAUCAUUGGAAAUGAUUUUGAUGAUGUCUAUGUAACAAGUCAACCUGAUUCCGUUUUACGUCGAGAUUGUCCUUAUUUGGUUCCUGCAAGUAGUAUUAUUGAAAGUGUCCCUUUUCCUGAUCAUCUUUUUGAUAUCAAUAAUGUAUUUAAUAAUUUGGCAUUUCAACAUUUCCCUUUGAUCAAGAUUCCUCAAGAAACUGAUGUAUCCUUUUGGCAAAAUGUGGCUACAUCUAUUGAUGAUGAUGAUAAAUGAUCUUAUAUCUUUUAUAUAUUUUUUUUGUAUCAAUAAUAAUAAUAAAAAAAAAGUCUGUUAUUAUUAA